Messenger RNA from Pyricularia grisea, 849 nucleotides. RefSeq lists its product as uncharacterized. The coding region runs from base 1 to 849 and encodes 282 amino acids. The record is from RefSeq and is a predicted model, not a curated record. Lineage: Eukaryota; Fungi; Ascomycota; Sordariomycetes; Magnaporthales; Pyriculariaceae. The transcript has a single exon. Gene Ontology annotation, molecular function: oxidoreductase activity.
AUGGCCAUCACCCAAAUUCCCCGCGGCCCUGUUACCGCCCAGCUGAACUUCUUCAAGCCACCAGCGGAUGGUUCAGUACCUUACAACAAUCUCGGCCUGCCACGAGGCAGCCCCGAUGGUCGCAACUAUGGAACCGAUUCACACCAAGUCAGAAUCGAGGACAUCCGCGGCCGCGAGUCCGAGUUCAAUCUAGAUCGGGACGCUUUCGCGGUUGUCCAGGGUGUUCCUCCGUCCCGCGAGGUAGACUUUGUGGACGACGAGUCCAUCAAGGAGAAGUACUACCCCGAGGUGGAGAAGCUUCUCCUGGAGCAGAUCCCCGGGAGCAACAGAGUCGUCUUUUUUGACCACACAGUCCGUCGGUCCUCGCCCGUUGCAGACCGUGGCCCUGUGUUGCAGGUGCAUAUCGAUCAAACGGCAAAGUCGGCGGCCAUGCGAGUACAUCGCCAUCAACCUGAGAUAGCCGAGGAGCUUCUCAAGGGACGCUACCGCAUUGUCAAUGUCUGGCGUCCUCUCAACAAGCACCCGAUUGAGGCGUCCCCGCUGGCCAUGGCCUCCUCCUCAACACUAGAGGAUAAGGACGUCGUUCCUGUGGAGCACCGCUACCCCAAUGGGUACACAGGCGAGACGGCCGGGAUCAAGUACAAUAAGGAUCAACGUUGGUACUAUCUCAGUGGCAUGAAGGGAGACGAGCGCUUCUUGAUCGAGUGCUUCGAUAGUGAUAGCCUGAAAUCGGAAUCGCGCGUUCAAGGGGGUCGGGUGGCUCAUACUGCCUUUGAGGAUCCCAGGACCAGACCUGAAGCUGAGGGUCGGGAGAGCAUUGAAGUGCGGGCUUUGGUGUUUGGGCCAUGA